AUGUUUUCACGAUAUUUAAUUCUCUACCUUGUAUUAUCAACUAUGAUAAUCGAGGUAUAAGGUGGAUAAACUGCGUUAUCUACUUGUUUUGGUAAAUUAAUUCCAGCUGUGUUGAAAUGUUUUGGGAGCAAAGUAAUUGGACUUAAUAUGAACAAAGUGAAGCACAUAAUGAACUCGAAACAUCUCCUUGAUAAAUUAGAUCCAGCUGAUGUAAUUUAUGAUGUGGUUAAUGUUGUUGCUUCUAAUAUUCCUUAAAAAAAAUUUAUUGAUAUUCUCCUUACUUCUGGUUUGAUAAUUAGAAUCACUGUUAAUUUAUUAGUUAGCGGUGAGGUUGGGAUUGGAACUGGAUACGUAAUCGAAAAAAUUGCAGAUGCUAUUGAAAAACAGUGCUGA
This is a messenger RNA of Paramecium pentaurelia, 393 nucleotides long. The record is from the annotation of a GenBank genome assembly. Lineage: Eukaryota; Ciliophora; Oligohymenophorea; Peniculida; Parameciidae.